Messenger RNA from Suricata suricatta (meerkat), 4317 nucleotides. It is a transcript of the gene CREM, whose product is annotated as cAMP responsive element modulator. The record is from RefSeq and is a predicted model, not a curated record. Gene Ontology annotation, cellular component: nucleus; ATF4-CREB1 transcription factor complex. The transcript is spliced from 10 exons. Lineage: Eukaryota; Metazoa; Chordata; Mammalia; Carnivora; Herpestidae. Gene Ontology annotation, molecular function: protein binding; RNA polymerase II cis-regulatory region sequence-specific DNA binding; DNA-binding transcription factor activity, RNA polymerase II-specific. Bases 299 to 1381 code for a protein of 360 amino acids. Gene Ontology annotation, biological process: regulation of transcription by RNA polymerase II.
CCCGUUGGCGGGCGCCGGCCCCGGGGCCUCCCCGCGGCCCGGCGGCAGCUCAGUCUCCCGCUUCGCUUGCGGACUGCCUUCGGGUCAUUCUCAGAGCUCUCCCGAGCGGGCAGCGGGCUCGUCUACUCUCUCAGCCCUCCUUGACUUUUUUUGAACUUGGUACAAGUUGAACAAGUCUUUCGGAAAAAGCCUUAUUGCUCUGAUGAGUGUGAUCCUCUCUAUUUGAGAAGAAAAACGAGAAGAUAAAUAAAGAAGACGACGGGGAAGGAGCAAAGCAUUGAUUACAUAUGUCUUAAUAAUGAGCAAAUGUGGCAGGAAAAAAUAUAUUAAUACAAAUCUAAGACAAAUGACCAUGGAAGCAAUUGAAUCUCAGCAGGAUGGAGGCGUAGCAGAUCCUGUGGCAGAGAGCAAAUCUGCUGAUAUGCAGACCCAAACCAUGCAAAACUCAAUCCCUGUUUUAGCUCAGGUUUCUGUAGCUGGAUCAGGCACCCGAAGAGGCUCCCCCACUGUAACUCUAGUGCAGUUACCUUCGGGCCAAACUGUGCAUGUCCAGGGAGUAAUUCCAACACCGCAGCCAUCGGUCAUUCAGUCACCACAAAUACAGACUGUUCAGGUAGCAACAAUUGCAGAGACUGAUGAAUCUGCAGAUUCAGAAGGUGUGAUUGAUUCUCAUAAACGCAGAGAAAUCCUUUCACGAAGACCCUCUUACAGAAAAAUACUGAAUGAACUUUCCUCUGAUGUGCCUGGCGUUCCCAAAAUUGAAGAAGAAAAAUCAGAGGAAGAAGGCACACCCCCUAACAUCGCGACCAUGGCAGUACCGACUAGCAUAUAUCAGACUAGCACGGGGCAAUACAUUGCUAUAGCCCAAGGUGGAACAAUCCAGAUUUCUAACCCAGGAUCUGAUGGUGUUCAGGGGCUGCAGGCAUUAACAAUGACAAAUUCAGGAGCUCCUCCUCCAGGUGCUACAAUUGUGCAGUACGCAGCCCAGUCCGCUGAUGGCACACAGCAGUUCUUUGUCCCGGGCAGCCAGGUUGUUGUGCAAGAUGAGGAAACUGAACUUGCCCCAAGUCACAUGGCUGGAGCCACCGGUGACAUGCCGACUUACCAGAUCCGAGCUCCUACUACCGCUUUGCCCCAGGGAGCGGUGAUGGCUGCCUCGCCAGGAAGUCUGCACAGCCCCCAGCAACUGGCAGAAGAAGCGACCCGCAAACGAGAGCUGCGGCUAAUGAAAAACAGGGAAGCUGCUAAAGAAUGUCGUCGUCGGAAGAAAGAAUAUGUAAAAUGUCUGGAGAGUCGCGUCGCAGUGCUGGAGGUUCAGAACAAGAAGCUCAUAGAGGAACUUGAAACGUUGAAAGACAUUUGCUCUCCCAAAACAGAUUAGUAGAAAUAUUUAACUAUGAACUGAUUACAACAUGUACAGUUGCUUUUGAAGGCAAUACAAUAUAUAGCCGGCAAGAAUUAUGGCUUUUUUCCUUUGUAUCAUUCAUCAUAUUCUCUAACCUCUGACAUUCCUAAAAUGCCUCACUGUACGUAGUUAACUAUUAGCUGUAACUUCAAUUUUUUAAAAGCGACAAGCUAUAAAAAAUGUACAUUACAAAUUCUUAAAAUGCAAUAUUUGUAAGACUUGUUCCAAUGCCACAUAUUUGCAGUUCCUAACCUCUGUGUCAUGAAUAGUGUCCUAUGCAAUAAAACUUUUUUGCAGGUCUUUGAAAAUCAGUGCAGGAGAGGAUGAUCAAGACAAUGCAUCCAGCAGUACAGUAAGAGCAAACUACAAAAAAAAAAAAAAUACCUCAGGAAAGAAUUGAAAGAAAGAAUUGAAAGAAUCUAAUGAUAUGCCUAUAUGAAAAUAAUAGCCUAUAAAUGAAUUUCUGGCAUUUGCAGAUUUUUAUAUUUGUUGCUUUGUAAAGAAAAUAUUGUAUUGCUGUCCUUGAAUGCCAUAGUUGAAGAGAGUUUUUAAUAGAACCAUGUUGGUUACACUUUGUAGUGUUUGGUGCUCAUUUAUCUGAACAUUUACUACAGUUUUUACUCUAUUGUGUAAUAUAAAAGAUCUUGCAGAAGUUCUUAGUGUCGGUUUGAAAUGAUUGAGCCUAAUGAAAGGUAUGACAAGUUUUUAAUAUCUGGAAUGCGUUAAAAGUUAACGUUAAACUUGUAUCCGCGUACCUUCAAGUGUAUGGGAGCCAGAUUCUACAGUGGGUCAUGCUCUUUGCAGAUGCCCUUUGCGCCAUCCCGUCAGUGGAAUGGCCCCAGAGCUGCUAACCAGAAGAGGGGCUGCUAAAGACUCAGGCUUUGCGCUGGAGUAGGCCUCUCUGCAGAUGGUCUGGAAGCCUAUUGUUGGCCCCCAGUUGUGAGUUUGAGCUAACAGCUGUAGGAGUUUUAAAGUAAAAACAAAAACAACCUAAGAUUCCCUUUCAAAACAGCUUGAAGUCUGCACCAGAUCAAAGAUUUUUUUGUCAGCACAUUCAGAUGAAGUUCAUUACCAGUGUUAUUACUGGUAUUUACAUUUCGUUCUGUUUUUAUAAUAAAAAACCUUCAAGGUAUAAGCCCAAAGCCCUACUUGUAAGAUGCUGUGUCAUCUCUCAUUCACUUCUGAGACAUUUGUUGAAUGCCUGCUAUGUGCUAGACUCUCAUAACUUAUGUCCUCUCCUAACUUCUGAUUUGUUCAGGAUGCCCCUCAAGCCCUCCUUUCAAUAGUGGAACCUGGUCAGUGUGUCAGGGAGGUACAGAAACAGGUGGUCAUUUGUAUCAUGUCUAACUGCUAUUUUCCCAGCCUCCACCUGCCCUAAUUCUUUCCCUUAUCUGUAACUCCCAGACGGUAGGACACGCCAUUUGGGGCUUACUUUAGAAAGACUUGCCUUUAUCUACCUUUAGAGUCUGAGCUCCGUAUCUCUUUUAUCUCAAUUUUUGUCUUUUCUUCUACAGAGAAGUAAGAUGAGGAAAGAGGACAAGGAAGAAAAGAGGAAAGGAAAAUACCAAGUUUCAGGCAAAGGAAAAUGGGGCUUUAUAUUCAGUCAGCUGCUAGAAAUCAAGUGUGUGCUCAGCGUGGAGCACAGUGAGAGGGAGACACAAAGAUCAGCAGAUAAGAUGUAAAAAAGUUAGCAGUGAAUGCCAUAUGUUAGAAUUAGAGACAGAUGUAGGCAAAGAUUAAAUAAGGAACUAUCUGGGGAGGAGGCAGACUUUGAACUGGGCCUGGAAGUACGCGGCAGUGCGGAGAGGAGGGUCUUCGGACAGGGCACACAGCGCAUGCGCAUACUCCAAGGAGCCUCGCACAACAGUUUAGUUUCUAAGAGGGGGAGCCUGUGCGUGCGUUCCUGUGUGUUCUCUGUUCUGUUACAUAGCUGAUGUUACAGCAGAGGAAGGAGAUUGCAUCUGAUUACUUAGGGCCACGAAAACCAAAUGUCUCCCCUCUCCCAAGUGGUUUAAACAAGGAGAUCUUCCCUCACAAAACAAGAAGUCCAGAGGUAGGAAAUCCCAUGCUUGCUUAAUUCAGUGAUGUGCAAUGGCCUCGCCAUCAGAUCCUUGCUCCGUGUUUUGGCUGGUUUCCCCAAUCAUGAUAUUGCUGCUAGAGUUGCAGGCGCCCCAUUCUUCUGUCCUGUUUUAAGAGCAAGGAAGAUUCCCUCUGAGUCUCACCAGCUAGAUUUUCAGCAGAACCUCCCUCUGGAACCUGUCGCUGGCAAGGAGAGUGGAAGUAAAAGCUCUGGAUUCCUAGUGAAGAUUCUACCCCGGGGGCUGAGAGGAUGGAUUUCAGGCUUCUGCGAAGCAUGUGGCCCUCCGUGUUGGAUCGUGUUGGAUCGCACUGGGGCUCUGGGAGAACGGUGUGUGGGCCGCUGGCAGCCUGUGCCUUAAGGAGGAUACACGAGCGUUAUCAACUGGCCCGGAAGACAAGCGGAGGUUGUUACGAUGGGACGUGAGCCAGGCUCUCAGAGGCUUUCAUUCUCACUCCUCCAGCUUGUCCCUGAAACAAAAACUUGUGCUACUAAAAACAGCGCGGUUUGAUAGCUCUCCGAUUAGGCCCUCGACGGAUACUGACUACGACCUCUCGCUAAACAGUGAGCAGUGCACCGGAAGCUGCAUGGACAUUGCAUACCUUGUAGAACAGUGUUGUGUAGAAUUCACAACUGUCGCUGCGUUUGUGUGUGUGUGUGUGUGUGUGUGUCUCUCUCUCUCUCUUUUUUUUUUUUCUAUAAUUUUCAGAGUCUGGACUUGUGCAUGUAGAAACUACCGAUCGUGAAUCAUGGGAUUACACCACCACCUAAGAUUUAACUAGGUAGUUCACGAUGUUAAAUCAUUUGAAGUGGGAAAAUAAAGGAAAUGAACUUC